Molecule: messenger RNA, 1333 nt
Organism: Aspergillus campestris IBT 28561
Lineage: Eukaryota; Fungi; Ascomycota; Eurotiomycetes; Eurotiales; Aspergillaceae
Product: hydroxymethylglutaryl-CoA lyase
Exons: 2
Coding region: 198-1283 (361 amino acids)
Biological process (GO): L-leucine catabolic process; ketone body biosynthetic process
Molecular function (GO): hydroxymethylglutaryl-CoA lyase activity
Source: RefSeq, a predicted model, not a curated record
CUGAGAUGUGACUCUUAGUCUCUCUUUAAAUAUGAAACCCAUCUCACCUCAUCUAUAUCUUAACCACCCCGCCCACCCUUAUACACAGCCACCCACCCACUGUAGGAUUAUCGAAGAAUGAGCCCCUCUUAUCGCCAGGCGAUCCCCGUCUCUGUUGUUGUCGCACGCCACUCGAUAAUCUCCCCUUGCCACCCACGAUGAAGAUUCCUUCCGCCGUCAGACUGGUGGAGGUCAGUCCUCGCGACGGCCUCCAGAAUAUCCACCACCAUAUCCCGACCGCGACUAAGACGGAGCUUAUCCGCAGACUGCAUGCCGCGGGGCUGAGGACGAUCGAGGUUACUUCUGUGGUCUCACCGCGCGCCAUACCACAACUUGCGGACUGCAGGCGCGUCCUGGGUGAUGCCUUUGUUCAGUCUUUGUUGAAUCGGGAUGGCGACGACGAAGAGAAGCAGGGGACACUGCGUUUACCGGUGCUCGUCCCGAAUAGGAAGGGCUUCGAGGUCGCUGUGGAACAGGGAGUGCGCGAGGUUGCUGUCUUCGUUAGUGCUAGUGAGGGAUUCAGCCGUGCGAACGUCAACUGUGGUGUGGAGGAGGCGCUGAAGAGGGCUCGGGAUGUUGCUCGGAGGGCUUCUGCGAUGGGUGUAGCUGUUAGAGGAUAUGUAUCAUGCAUCUUCGCAGACCCCUUCGACGGCCCUACGCCACUUACAUAUGUUCUACGAUGCGUUCGGGAGUUAUUAGCGAUGGGAUGCUACGAAGUCAGCCUAGGCGAUACCCUCGGGGUCGGCACCCCCGAUCAAGUCCGCUCGCUCAUCACAUAUCUCGUGGAACACGACAUUCCCACCUCGCGGUUGGCCGGCCACUUCCACGAUACCUACCACACUGGCGCGAUGAACGUCUGGGAGGCGUACCUCUGUGGGCUGCGCGUGUUUGAUAGUAGUGUUGCUGGACUCGGCGGGUGUCCGUAUGCGCCUGGGUCGAAGGGAAACGUCGCGACGGAGACGCUGGUGGAUAUGUUUCAUGCUGCGGGGGUAGAGACGGGGGUUGAUGUGGCUCGACUGCGCGAGACCGGGAGGUGGAUUGCCGGGAGGGUUUCUGCGUCUGCAGCUUCGUCUGAAGAGUUGAAGGAGCUGCCCCAUGUGCAGUCGAGGAAGGAGAGAGAGGAUAGUAAUGUGCGAUCUGAGGGGAUUCUGCAGUUUGAUGGGGAGGGAGGCAUGUCUAUGGCGGCUCGUAUGGGGCGCGAGGUUGAUUGGAUGUGCGUUCUUAAGACGGUGCUUGGACGGUAGAUAUGUGUACAGUUAGAGUUAGAUUUGCAUAGCAUUGGCUUAUUUAUUAC